CUCACCCGACUUAAAUAUAAUUCAACUUUGAAUCUUCUUAUAGAAGUAUUCAGGGCAAGUUUGGAUAAAAAUUCCCAAAAACAUUCACCCCUAAAAUGGUCUCUUUCUUCAUCAUCAUCAGAGGUCAGGCAUGUCCGUGUCACUCACGUCUAAACAUAAGAAACAACGAAGCCGUUCUUUUGUUAACAUGGAAACAUCCAUAUCAACAUAGAAGACACAGCAAGAGCCACCACCACAAGUCACCAAGCAUAUAUUGCUUUCAAUUCAACCUCAUUUGUAAUAAAAUCUUACCUCGCCAUUUCUCUGAGCUGAUGAACUCACAAUGGAUGGAAACUAUCGCGGAAAAUUCGAAAUGCAUCCGGUUCUGAUUGGCCUGUUGGGCAUAAUCGCUGGCGCCAUGAUGGUGGCGACUUAUCAAUGCAUAAGUUUUGGUUGUUGCUAUUAUUACCGGCGAGCACAAAAUCAGCAAAAUACGAACCAAAGUAGGCAAAAUCAUCAGCAAGAAAGACCUACUGUCACCAGCAGAUCGGCGAUUAGACUAAUGCCGGUGGUUAAAUAUAGCAAAGAGUGCAACGAAGAAACGUGCUGUGUGUGUUUGUGCGAGUUCAAGGAAGGUGAGCAAAUCAGAGUAUUGCCAGAAUGCUUCCAUUUGUUUCAUGUGGUCUGCAUUGAUAUGUGGCUCAGCUCGCAUUCCAACUGCCCUCUCUGUCGAGCUGACACGAGGCCGCGGCCGCCGCAUGUGGUGGUGUCCCUUCCAGAUUCUGACGGUAUCCCGGCGCCAGAUCAGGUCCUCACGACACCAUAUUCUGGUAUGUAAAUUGUUUUUUCAAUGGCGUUAUUUUGCACUUUGCCAGUUCUUUGAAUUGUGAAAGUACAGAUCUAGCCAUAGGUGGUUUUUCUGCUAUGCCAGUCUUUUGCUUUCUGGUUUUUUAUGCAACUGUAAUUGACAGGAUAUUUCAACUAACAAUGCCACGUGUAUAUAAUUUUUUUAUA
Messenger RNA from Mangifera indica (mango), 993 nucleotides. Its product is annotated as RING-H2 finger protein ATL1-like. The transcript has a single exon. Lineage: Eukaryota; Viridiplantae; Streptophyta; Magnoliopsida; Sapindales; Anacardiaceae. The record is from RefSeq and is a predicted model, not a curated record. Gene Ontology annotation, biological process: protein ubiquitination. The coding region runs from base 323 to 817 and encodes 164 amino acids.